CUGAGGUGCAGUUGCAAAGGUAAAGUCUCACUUCAGAACCUGAUCCAGUAAGCGGCGACGAACCUCGAAGUACCUAAAAUCACAAAAUUACUGUUAUUCGAGGAGGAGGCCAUAGCUAUAUAUACAGGUUGUUAACGUCUGGAAUCAAGAUGGCCAAACACAUCCAUUUUAUCGGGAAAAUGCUGCUAGUCCCAAUUAAUUUGAGAGCACCCUAUAGCUGUUUUGUACCCAGGAGAUAUAUUGCAUUUCAUUCAUUGCUAAAUGAAAGAUCAAAUACCAGGGGCAUCUCAAGAAACAUUAUGGUAGGAAGGACUUGUAAGGUUGACAGUGCAGUAUCCAGACCAGGUAUACAUCAAAUUGGUAAAAGUUUUUACCGAACACUUUCCGAUCAUGAAGAUCAUGAAGACGAAACUGUAGAUUCAGACAGUGAAGACAGCGUUGUUGUUGAAAAUGAAGGGGAUGACAAGUUGGCUGUGAUAUUUCAAUCAAAAACUAAUUUAUCUGAUCAAGAAUGGAGUGAAGUGUUUGAUUAUAUAUUGAAUGAUAAACGAUUUAAAAAUGUAACUACUUUUGAUGGCCUAGUUAUGAAGCUGUGUCUGCGUUACAAAAACUGGGCUCUGGCAAAUUCGUAUUUUGAGUAUUUAGAAGUGCAAAAUAAGGAACCAAAUCUUAUGUCUCUUGCUUACUUCUUGCAACUAUGUGGAGAAAAAAUUGAUGAAUGUGGAGAGGAAAAAGUCCUUGAGGCAUACAGAAAAUUAACAUCAAAAGCAAAGGUAUUUGAUGCUAUCUUGAGUGAAAACGCUUGCCUAGCAUUAUCUAAAACCAGAGAAUGGAGAGAAGUCUUCAAGUAUAUGCCAGUAUUCAAGAAAUUAUGCUCUGUACCUGGAAAAGUGUACAAUGCUGUUAUUUCUGCUUCAUUUAGGAAUGGUGACUAUGAUACAGGAUGGCAGUUACUUGAAGAAAUGUGUAAGGAAGAGAAGGGACUGUUCUGCUCAACUGUUACGGAUUAUAUCAAAUGCUGCCAGUCAGCUGAAAAUAAGGAAGACAUGGCAGACACACUUCUUCGUAAAUUUUCCCAAUUUGAGAUUUUUCCCCAAGUUUCGGCAGCUGAGGAACUUAUGAGAUUCUUCAGAGAUGAUGUUGGAUGGUCUGGCAGAUAUGUUAAAAUAUUCAAUGAUGGAAUUUGUCCUGCUUGUGAUCAUCAACUUGAGUCAGUUAAUAUAGAUGAGGAAUCAUUUAUGUUACUUAAGGAGGAGUUUGUAUCACGUGUCUUGGUUGGAUCAGAUAUCUUUAAAACCACUGAUCCAGAAGAAUGGUCAAGAUAUCAGAACUUUGUGGAAAAGGAAGGGCCAUUUAGUAUUGUAAUGGAUGGGUUGAAUAUUGCAUAUUCUGUUGGCAAGAAAACUCACAAAGCUCGUAUGAAAAGGUUACGAGAGGCAGUCACAAAGUUGAAGCUCUCUGACCGGAAGGGCUCCAUCAUGGUAAUCGGACGAAAGCACAUGGAGUCAUGGUCACCUCAUGACCUUGAAGCUUUAAAGAAACGGGCAAAAGUGUUCACCCUUGAUAACAUUUCAAAGGAUGAUGGAUUUUUCAUUUACGCUGCUCUCCAGUCUGGACUUGGAACUCAGUUUGUAUCAAGUGACUUUCUCCGAGACCAUCUCUAUCGUUUAAGAGACCCCCAACUGCGGGAAACUUUUCGUGUAUGGCAGAGAAAGCAUCAGAUAUUUGCCAUUAAUCAUCCCUCUGGAGUACACCUUGUGCCACCUCCAAAAUUCAGAACUCUUGCACAGCAGCAUGAUGCAGUGGAUUGGCACAUUCCCUACAAUGAUGGAUCAAUUAGAGAGUCUUUCGAGGUACCCCAUACAUGGUUGUGUCUUCAUGCAGACCAACAGAAGCACAAAGGGGUUCACCCAAAAGAUCUUGUAAGUGACGUUGCCUUUAAAUGCUUGGAGGAAGAUAAACCAAAACCUUACUUUGCCAACCCAAGGAACUUUGGAAUAGAAUCUAAUAAUUCAAGCUUGAAAUUUAUAAAAGUAAAUGAUGAAAUUCCUGGAAGCAAACAGAAUAAUUCAAGAACAUUGAAUAUUAAAUAUGGAAGAGUUUCAUUCAACAGUGAUGUUAAAAGACCACAAAAGCAGUCCCUACCCUACAAUAAAGCUAGCUUACAUUCAAGAGAAUCUGCACCUCAUUUUGGUGGCUUUAAAAGCAGUCCAACUGAUUUUCAGUCAAAUUCAGAUGGUUCAAAUUCUGUGUCUCAGUCUAAAUAUGAAAAAGGUAGAGGAGCAAGAAAUAAAAUGAAGCAAGAUAUGAUGAAUAUAAUUGGUGGGAACAUUAAAAAACAAAAACAACUGGAACAUGACAAGAGACAUUCUCCAGAUAAGAACUUGAAAUCCAGUGAAAGGGUGGCUAAAGAUAUUUUCAAAAAUUUGUAGAAAGAAUGCAUGCAUUGUAAAACUAAAUGUAAAUAUUUGUCCAUAAGGUUCUGUUUUAAAACUAAUAUAAAUAUUUGUCCAUAAAGGUUCUCUUUUUCAA
Molecule: messenger RNA, 2532 nt
Organism: Macrobrachium nipponense
Lineage: Eukaryota; Metazoa; Arthropoda; Malacostraca; Decapoda; Palaemonidae
Product: mitochondrial ribonuclease P catalytic subunit-like
Exons: 10
Coding region: 150-2432 (760 amino acids)
Biological process (GO): tRNA 5'-leader removal; mitochondrial tRNA 5'-end processing
Cellular component (GO): mitochondrial ribonuclease P complex; mitochondrion
Molecular function (GO): ribonuclease P activity; protein binding
Source: RefSeq, a predicted model, not a curated record